Messenger RNA from Hippocampus comes (tiger tail seahorse), 751 nucleotides. Its product is annotated as dnaJ homolog subfamily C member 10-like. The transcript has 5 exons. Gene Ontology annotation, biological process: IRE1-mediated unfolded protein response. Gene Ontology annotation, cellular component: endoplasmic reticulum lumen. Gene Ontology annotation, molecular function: misfolded protein binding; protein-disulfide reductase activity; oxidoreductase activity, acting on a sulfur group of donors, disulfide as acceptor. NCBI's taxonomy places the organism in Eukaryota, Metazoa, Chordata, Actinopteri, Syngnathiformes, Syngnathidae. The annotation marks the transcript as partial. The record is from RefSeq and is a predicted model, not a curated record.
AGCGCGUGGUCACUAAACUUGAUACCGGCAAGAUCCGGAUGUCCGGUAAAAUCCUUAAUUCUUCGCAGCUUCCCGGGCGACUUUUUCACUUUUUGAGGUUGGGACACCUCAGCAGCGAUAAACCUCCAACUUCGCGCAGUUGUCUCGCUCCAGCGUGCUCAAUGGCCGGACAGGGGACGCGGGCUCCGAGAACACCCGUCGGCGCCCUUGGAGCGUUGCUGCUGCUGCUGCUCCUCUGCGCCGCCCUGUCGCCGGACUCGGUGGGGGGAGCGGCGGGCCGGGACUACUACGAGCUGCUGGGGGUGGGCAGGGACGCCACCACCCGCCAGAUCCGACAAGCCUUCAAGAAACUGGCUCUCACCAUGCACCCCGACAAGAACCCCGGAGACGCGACGAGCCACGACAAGUUCCUGCAGGUCAACCGAGCCUACGAGGUCCUGAAAGACGAGGACCUGCGCAAGAAAUACGACAAGUACGGCGAGAAGGGGCUGGACCAGGCUGGAGGGGGCCGAUACGAGAGCUGGAACUACUACCGCUACGACUUUGGCAUCUACGACGACGACUCUGAGAUCAUCACGCUGGACACUGGCGACUUUGAGGCGGCAGUGAAUUCCGGAGAGAUCUGGUUCAUCAACUUUUACUCCCCGCGGUGUUCACACUGUCACCAGCUCGCUCCCACGGUAACGCCGAUAUCCGACACGCAAGCACGCACACGUACGCACCCGAAAAGUCAUGUUUUGUGUGUGUGUGU